Messenger RNA from Saprolegnia parasitica CBS 223.65, 1104 nucleotides. RefSeq lists its product as hypothetical. The transcript has 5 exons. NCBI's taxonomy places the organism in Eukaryota, Oomycota, Saprolegniomycetes, Saprolegniales, Saprolegniaceae. The record is from RefSeq and is a predicted model, not a curated record. The coding region runs from base 1 to 1104 and encodes 367 amino acids.
AUGCCACGCAAAGCCGUCGUUGCAGUGCUCGCGCAGAUGCGCUACGAGCUCACACGGCUCCAGCACGAGCUCCAUGCGCUGCGCCAAGACCGCAACGCCGCCACGACCAAGUUUGCGCUACCGGACGUGUACGGAGACGCGCUCGCAUCGUCUCGUGGGCUCCGCCGCGCCUCGUUGUGGCUCGCACGCCUAACGCGUCUAAGAGAGUUGCUGGAUGCGCGACGUGUGGCCAAGAUUUUGGACCGUUUGAACCGCUGCAUUGACGACAAGCAGGUGCAGAUCGUGCUCCUGCGACGGCAGAUCGUCGCGCACUGCAUUGCGCACCAGCUCCCGUUGCCGCCGCUGCUCGCACGCGUACCGCCCAACGUCUAUGACCGAGCGUACUUGAGUCGUCUGUGCGAUGCGACCAAGGCCACGACGCAGGCGCUGGCUUCGCGCUUGACCGUCGCGCCAACCUUGAGUGCAUCGUGGCACUUUACGACCUUCUUGGACGAGCGCACGAGCGCUGUAUCGUACCUUGUGCAGACGCCACCGCUGGCAAUGACGGCUACCGAUGCUGCCGACGCCGUCUGGGAUCUCCACGCGACACGCACAGACUUUGAUGCGAUGUACGGCUACCACCUAACCGACUUCACGAUCGUGAACCGCGGCGCGAGCUUCCUCAUUGCGCGCGUCUGCUUGCUUGGCACAGACAUGGUCGUGUACGUUUGCUGCUUUCGCGCAAAAGUCCGCGACCUGUAUGAAGUCCAUAUCCAUAUCCUCGACUAUGAGCUCCACAGUCUUGGGCUCAUGUGCACGGCAACGAUGCAGCCGAAAGCUGAUGGAAGCAUCAUGACCUUGACGGGCUCCUUCUUGCUCCUCGACCGCGAGCACUGGAUGACGCUGGACACGCCCGGGCGAGCCGACUACAUGAUGAAGAAACACACGUUUGGGCUCGUCCGCUGGCUCCGGCACAUGGUUCGCGAGCGGUCCGGGGAGUGGUGCUACAACGAGAAGACAAGCGACCAGAAGGAGCUGCGCACGACCUUUCCGUGCGUCUUUAAGUUGGCAUCGGACCACCACGCUGGGUACCGCGUUCUGGACGCGCUACACCACCGUGUUUGA